GUUGCGUGACAUUUCAUGGGUAGAAAGAAUCAUCCCGCUAUAAGCUAUUCAUUAUUUUACUCCCUAAAAAGGGUAUUUUUGUUUUGAGUGCAAUACAAAUGGGGCAUAGUGACAAUUUAAGUAAAUAAACCUCCUUAUUCAUCUGCGGGUAUCUCAUAUAACAUUGAGGUGCACAAUGAACUGAAGCCCCAAAGUACCGCUUCACAGUGCAAGCAAGACGUGUUGUGUUUGGGAUUAUGUUUGGACUAUUUAGGGACGUUUUAACGUUCUAAUUAGUUGAUUCGGAAGUAAUAGUUGCCCUGUGUAAAAUGUCGUGUUUUCUCUGUAAGAAAUCCGGACUUAAAUUGGUCAACUUUAACAAGGCCAUAUUCGGGCCGGAUCAAAACACCAUUAAGGCUGAUGUGACCGAAUUGGUGGGAAGAGAGAUGGCUGACAUUAUUGAUGACAGCGAGUGCUUCUGCAUAGUAUGCAUCCACGUCCUGGACAACUUUGUCAAACUAAAGCAGAGUGUCAUGACGAUCAUUUUAAACCCUGAAGCUACUUUUACAGCUAUAACACCCGGUUUAGGUCCAUUUUGGCACUUUGUCGCCCAGAACAUUAAGAAAAAAGACCCGGACGUUGACUAUUACAACCCGUCGCCCCCCGUUACUAAUGUUACAACGACGGCUUCGCCUUCGACCUCUUUCAGUCAAGAAAACUCCUCUUCGCGAGGCCCCACGCCUUUACUACUUGUAACUAAUGUGAAAACUUAUAACGAAACCCUCGAAAGAUUUGUGGAAAAUCGGGAACGCAUUCGGUCGGAGUCCAGAAGAGAGAGAGACCUUCAGAGUGAAAUAGUUGGCAAGAAACGCGGUAGGCCCAAAGAGAACCGAUCGGACUCCACCAUAAGGAAAAUGAGGGACGACAUAAUCAGUUCUUUGAGCGAACAUUCCAGUCGUCCAGUGAGUACAACUUCAGAAAUGUCGAUCGUGAGCUAUAAGGGAGACAGUGACAGGAGGUCGAAGAGUAGGUCGGUUUCGCGUGGUUCCAGAAAACCUGGUUCCCAGUUUGCGGAUUUCUCUGCCCUAGAGGUGAGCCGGAAAAAGGAAAUUGAAGAAAGCGGGUUUGUAUGCACGUUAUCCGAGUGCAAAAAUAGCGGCCGGGAAUCGUUUACUAUCUCCAAUUACAACAAGCAUAUGCGGGAGGUGCAUAACCGGAUGUGUCUCUACCGAUGUGUGGUUUGUGGAAACGAAUAUUUCACGAAGGAACAAUUAGAUGAACAUACUUCGGAGAAACACGACGUUUCGCCCAUACUGUGCCGGUUAUGCUUAAAAAUGCAAGAGAACUCGCGUUCUUUCCAGGCGCAUCUAGACGAGCAUCGCAGGUACCAAAAGUGUUGUAGCCUGUGUGAUUUAUCGUUCCUGACCAAGAAGGAUCUCAAUCAUCAUAUUUAUUUAAGUCAUAGGAGGAAAGGUGUCGACUCCAAACGCAUAUUCACCGAAUCCAGACAACAAAUAGGAAUCAAACGUGUAAUAAUUUACAAGCCGGAGGUGCCGAAUCGUUGUUUACCGGUCACGAACAACGACCGGUACAGUUACCGGAAAAUAAACAUUCAGAGAAACAGUAGAGGUCCGGAGGAGUUUAGACCUCGCAACUUUAAGGAACUCUUUCACAUACAAAAGGAGCGCAGAAACAAGAGGACCGUAAACGGUUUACGGUACGUCGGCGCGAGAAACAGGAAGAUAUUCCCAUUGGGAGAUUCCGUUUAUUAUAACGAGAGUCUCGACGAUACCAUCCAAAGGUCCGAAGCGUGUUUUCCUUCACCGUACACUUGUCCUACGGAGGACGAGUAUCGGCCGUCAAGUAGAACUGUCGCGCCAUACGAUCGGUUCCAUUUUGCUUAUGACGAUGAUGUCAGGUUCGUGGAUUAUGACGACGAAGUGGAGGAGAUAAAUCGGUACCAUUCGGGACGGUCUGAAUUCGGUAGAUCCGAAUCUGGUCGAAGUUCCCGGUACGGAAUGUGCGACAGCCGAACGUCUCAGUACAGUUCGUCGCAAGAAUCUGCGGUGCAAAAGUUCGAGACUGACAGUGAGGAGGAAAAUCGUGAAUUGCACGAACUCAAUAAUCACGAAGACGACGACAGUUUGGAUUCCGAACCGCAUUAUUACGGAGACUGUCCGCCGCCAGAAGAACAACAACAAAACAAUUCCGAUGAGAGCUAGUGAAACUGUCCAUUGUAGAUGUUGUUUAUUAGAUCACUAACUAAGUGAGACUUUAUGAGUAGGUUAAAUAGAGCUCUAUUUUCGUUGGUAGAUGAAUGAACACGUUAGUUUUGAGAGUAGGGGACCUGUUCUUACUGAUCUUGACUUUGCAAUCAAAUGUUUUCAAGCAGCUUCAGGAAUUACAGUGUCACACCUGUAAUCUGGGAUUGAAAUACCCAAAACCAUUUUAAUGGCAAUAGUAGCCCAAGAAUAUUCAUUGACUAAGUAAAAGCAACAAAGUUUGGGUGAAUUUAUAUACAGAUGUGUGAUAUUGCUUCAGAUCCUCAGGCCUACUUUAUAUCCUUUUUGUUUAAAUUGAUACACACAAAUUCACGUGAUAAACUAUCUGUACCUUAUUUAGUGUUUAACUUAAAUUUCUCUUCUGCGAUAUUGUACGAUAAAUAAAAAAAAUGAAAAUGUUUUAAGAUUUCUAGUGAUCGAACAUUAAAACUCAUAAAAUGGUCAUUUCUAUGAUGUUCACUUUUGUUUCGAGUCAUUACUUACUCGAACUACAUUGGUGCAGUUAGUUACAUGGUGGCAACCCAGAAGGUGUGUUUAGUACACAUUUUUUUUUUAAAUAGUACUAAAUGCCAUUAAUAAUUUGUACUAAAAAUAGCCUAUUUCACGUAGUUUCGACCCAAACCCAAAGUUGCUAUUUGAUUAAACGAGAUCUCAACAUAUCUUACUAGAAAAGGUAAUUAUCGAUUUACAAUCACUUUUUGUAUUCCAAAAACCCUCUCUAACGUUUCCUUCUUUUAGAGUUACUGUAAAAACGUAACCUCCUUUAGUGUACAUACAAACAUUGUAAAUACUUUGGUUUUAUAUAAUACUAUGCACAUAAGAGUCUAUUAUUGUAAUUAGUCAGUAGACGUUGUUAGCCGAUAAAGCACAAUAGAAAGAUUUUGCCCUGUUUCUGAAUUAAAUUAAUUAAGACAAAGUACAACCUGUAGAAGUAAUAAAUAAUAAAUGGCAGCAUCUUUCUUAACCACCAAAGUUUCGUUAAAAACAUGUGUUUGUAGAUUAUAUUUUGUAUAUAUAAAUAUAGUUUUUUUUUUGACAAGAAUCAAUAA
Anthonomus grandis grandis is the source of this 3310-nucleotide messenger RNA. RefSeq lists its product as uncharacterized. Bases 309 to 2201 code for a protein of 630 amino acids. The record is from RefSeq and is a predicted model, not a curated record. Gene Ontology annotation, biological process: regulation of transcription by RNA polymerase II. Gene Ontology annotation, cellular component: nucleus. The transcript is spliced from 11 exons. NCBI's taxonomy places the organism in Eukaryota, Metazoa, Arthropoda, Insecta, Coleoptera, Curculionidae. Gene Ontology annotation, molecular function: DNA-binding transcription factor activity, RNA polymerase II-specific; RNA polymerase II transcription regulatory region sequence-specific DNA binding.